UAAUCGCAGUAAAUUUGCUUACGUAAUACUUGAGCGGCCGCUAUAAAAAAAAAUCACAGGUCGGACUUUACAGAAACCUAGAAUCCAGAGAUUUCGAACUAAUUUUAAUGAAACUAGACAAAAUACUGUAAUAAUAUUUGAGAAGGUGGAAAAAAUAAAUAUUUAAAAGUAACCUUGAAAUGAAUUCUCAUUAGCUCUAAAUACAAAACCAAUUAAAUUGACUGUAAAUUAAGUAGGUACUAUUUGUUCAUAUCAACACAAUAUUUUACUUUAGUUUGAAAGGUGGUAGAGUUAACUACUUUGUAUGGUAAGAUAAUUGUUAUCUACAACUUUUUUGGUUAUGGGUAUUGAAUAUAAGACAGUUUUAAAUAGAAAGUUUCACACUAUAGGAUGUGGGCAGGUGAAGACAUUUCUUUGGGAAAUAGUUUCUUUAAAUAGUGUCUAAAAUGGAUCCAGCGUCAAUAGUGGCGCAAACAUUAACCAUCCAACGGUCAUUGAGCGUGAUCGCAGCCACCCUCGCCCUUACUGCUUAUUUAUUCCCGAAACAGGCUCAGAUUUCUGAUCUGAAGGAAUUCGACAUAAUAAUAGUAGGCGGCGGAUCGGCAGGAUGCGUGCUGGCGGACCGACUUACUGAAGACGGUCGCUUCUCUGUGCUGCUCAUAGAAGCGGGUGGCGACGCUCCCCUGGAAGCUAUUUUGCCGAGCCUCUUUCCAUAUUUGCCACGUACAAAGUACGACUUUAACUACACAUCGAAGAUUGAUAACGCAACGUACCAAACCCAUAAAAUCCGUGCGCUCAAUUUGACCGCUGGCCGAGUCCUAGGCGGAGGCAGCAGCGUCAACUUCAUGGCGUACGUCCGCGGCUGCCCUGACGACUAUUGGUGCUGGGCUAAAGAUAUCGGCGACGACGACUGGGGAUGGGACAAAGUCUUUCCUUAUUUUCUCAAAAGUGAGAACAUCGUGAGUCCGGAAAUUCUUCACUCACCCUACAGGACUUAUCACGGGACUGAAGGGUUCUUGAAGGUAUCUAGGGAAAACCGAUCAGACAUCGAAAAGUAUUUAAGAAGCUUCGAAGAAGUAGGAAAACCGGUGGUUUUCGAUAUCAACGGUCCCUCCAGUACCGGCUACACCCCACUAUUGCUCACCAUCGCAGACGGAGUGCGCCAAACGACGGCUUACACUAACUUAGCGAGAAUAAAGAAGCGUCCCAAUUUGUUCGUGAAGAAAAAUAGUUUUGUUACAAAAAUUGUUAUUGACGAUGACAACGUUGCGAAGGGUGUCGAGUUUGUGACAGAAGAAGGGAAGACCCUGAGGGCUAUAGCUAAGCGCGAGGUUAUCGUGUCUGCGGGCACAAUCAACUCUGCGAGGUUGUUGAUGGGGUCCGGCAUCGGGCCCCGAGACCAUCUAGGCGAGUUCAACAUUAAAGUGAAGAGCGAUCUGCCCGUCGGCUACAACUAUCACGACCACACCACGGUAAUCUUAUCUAUCAAGACGGAGGAGAGUUCCGGUACUCCGCCUGCUCCCGACCCACACAUACUUCCGUUUCCCGCUUUCGGUGGCUAUAUUGCGUUGAACGAAUCGCAAUCGUGUCCGGAUUACCAAACCUUAAUUUUUACGGUUCCAAACGACUCGCCCGGCCCGAUGCAGCUCUGCGCGUUCAACAUGGGCUUCGAAGAUGACAUUUGUCAAAAUCUCUUCGAUGCCAGUAAAGGGCGGAACUCACUGUUCGUGAAUUUAGUUCUGCUGCAUCCUCGUUCACGGGGGCGGGUCAAACUGCAGAGCGACGAUCCGUUCGCCGCGCCAGUGGUGGAGCCGGGCACGUUCGCAGACAAAAGGGACCUGGACGAUUUUGCGAAGUACGUUGCAGACUUUGUUGGGGUUGUGAAUUCAUCAUAUUUCAAAAGUAUAAAAGCGGAGGUUGUGGAUUUACCAGGGCCGAGAUGCGCGAACUUGGACGGUUUGGACUACUGGCGUUGUUACGUCUUGAGUAGCAUGUCGACGCUGUGGCACUAUGUUGGAACGUGCUCUUUGGGCCCGGUGGUGGAUUCGUCACUUCGUGUGCGAGGCAUACGUCAUUUGCGUGUGGCAGACGCGAGCGUUAUGCCGAAAGUUGUGGGAGGCAACACUAACGCACCUGUUAUUAUGGUCGCUGAGAAGGCAGCGGACAUCAUCAAACGACAAAACCCCUAAUAAAUAAAUGUCGUAAAACAUCCUUUAAAAUAAAUAACUUCCAAUACCCAAUAUACCUCAUCAAAAUUAUCGCAGAAAUUCAAAUAUCGCAACCCCAAAUGUAAAUUACACGUUUAAGAAACGAAAUUAAAAAUUAUAAUAACCUGAUCAUUAGUAGAAAAUAGUUUUAAUUUAACAAGGCAAGGUCAUUUAAUUUACUGAUAAAUUUGUAUAAUUAUAAAUAUAUAACAGCGAAUAGUUAACCUUGACUGACUCAAAUAUGCUGUACUGGUCGGUUGUAUGUAAAUUAAUAAAAUGUAUAAAUGUGGAAAUAAAAGACAUCGUUGCGAGAUGCAAACACCGUUUA
Messenger RNA from Pieris napi, 2535 nucleotides. Its product is annotated as ecdysone oxidase-like. Bases 447 to 2189 code for a protein of 580 amino acids. NCBI's taxonomy places the organism in Eukaryota, Metazoa, Arthropoda, Insecta, Lepidoptera, Pieridae. Gene Ontology annotation, molecular function: flavin adenine dinucleotide binding; oxidoreductase activity, acting on CH-OH group of donors. The record is from RefSeq and is a predicted model, not a curated record. The transcript has 3 exons.